Ictalurus furcatus (blue catfish) is the source of this 7286-nucleotide messenger RNA. RefSeq names its product dynein heavy chain domain-containing protein 1. Gene Ontology annotation, biological process: microtubule-based movement. The transcript is spliced from 20 exons. The record is from RefSeq and is a predicted model, not a curated record. NCBI's taxonomy places the organism in Eukaryota, Metazoa, Chordata, Actinopteri, Siluriformes, Ictaluridae. Gene Ontology annotation, cellular component: dynein complex. Gene Ontology annotation, molecular function: dynein intermediate chain binding; minus-end-directed microtubule motor activity; dynein light intermediate chain binding. Bases 90 to 7049 code for a protein of 2319 amino acids.
CCCGGGAAGCCUUGUUUAAAUGCCGUUACAAAAUUGAAGUACCAGUUAAAGGCACAGUAUUUGAGCAUUUCUUUAACCUUAGUGAUGAAAUGUUGGAAGAUUCUACUUCCCUAAGUAGGUUCACCAAGAACAGGGACCCACAACAUUUCUACACAUUUGUGCCACAGUAUAAAAACUAUGCAUAUCUCCUGGACCGUCUAUUAGAAGCCCAUUAUCCAACAUUGCUAGUAGGAGAAGCAGGGUCAGGCAAGACAAUAUUGUGCAAGACUUUAUUACAAGAAAGACCACAUCUGCACGUACCAGUAAGCCAACUUCUAGGCUCUGCUGAUUUAUGCAAUAUACUUGAGAGGAUUGGGUGCCAGAACACAUCUAUGGACUCUUUGGAUACCACCAUGCAGCAUCAGGCUUUGCUUCUGUUUGUAGAUGACUUACAUGAAUCAGCUCUUGGUAAAACUUCAGCAACUUUGGAAACCUUGCGGCAGUGCAUAUCAAGGGACGGAGUGCAGAAUUCAGAUGGCUAUCACUUUAAGCUGUUUAGCUCUGGAGCAGUUAGUUAUCUGGGCACUUGCAGGACUCUUGGAACGCACAAAAGUGGCUACAGUCAGAUUUCCCCACGGCUCUCUAGACUGUUUACGGUCUUGGUACUUCCUGUAAUGACUGCAGAUAUUCUUUAUUCUAUCCAUUCGUCACAAUUACUUCAGUGGCUGAGAAAUUUCCAACCUAUGCCAAGGAUUGCAGAUAUGGCACACUGUAUUGUUGCUACAACCUUUGAUGUGUAUCUUGCUGUGUGUGAACAUUUAUCCUCUUCUGCCCAUUCUCCUCACGUUGUUUGGUCAUUACAUGACCUUCAAAAAGUAUUCCAAGGAAUGUGCCUCUUUGAUCCUAGGACCACAGCCCAAUACUUACACCAAAGAAGGCCUAGUGUCAAUUUUCAGAGUCUUUCUUCAUUUUCAUUGUCAGCAUUUGAUCCAGCUUUCCUGGGUCCUGCAAGGAACAUACUCAGUAUUGCCCGUCUGUGGAUACAUGAGUGUUUGCGCACCUUUGGUGAUCGCCUGUCCUCUAAUGAAGAAAGCCAAAAACUGGUUUCGUUCCUUUCACAAGCAUCUGAAAAGAAUUUUGGUAGCAAGUUGGUAAUUGAAUCCCAAAUCUUUGCAGAAAUGCCAGACCCUGAAUGCCAAAUAAAAAGCACACCUACAGAUGAUAUAAACCAGCAUGGACAUAUGACUAUGCAGCAAGAUAAUGUUGAGUGUAUUGCAUCCAGAAAAGAAUCUGCUUCACCUCUUGUGGUUGUAGUGACUGAGGAUCAGUCAAAACUGACUGAAUCAGAGUGCUCUGAGGAGCUGAGCAGCUCCAACUCUAAUGCAACAUGUGAAAAACCUCAUACCAUCUCUAUAAGGCCUCAGCAGGUGCUGAUUGAAAUUAGUUCUUCUAAUGAUAUGGUCUUCAGCCCAGAAUUUAGCAGACUCCACAUGUGUAGAGCACAGAAGCAGUUACAACGCAACAUAGUGUACCAGGAGAGAGACCUGGAUGUGUUAAUAGAACAGUUGACUAACAUUGUAAAAAGCAUAGAAGAAAAAGAUACUUUCUGCAAAUAUGCUAAAUUUGCUGUGUACCACCAGAGAGUACGACAGCUUAUACAUAUCCUACGUGCCUUGCUCAUACCUAAUGGACAUGGGGUUCUGCUUGGAGCUGCUAAGAAAACCGGGCGAAAGACAACAGUACGUCUAGCAGCUUAUUUGACAGGAUACCAACUAAUUGAAGUCCAUUGUGGAAAUGAGGUCAAACUGAAGGAGAUGUUAAAAGAGGCUCAGCAUCAGAUUGACAUGCAUGGGGAACAUGUAGUUUUUAUGGUUCAUGAGAAUACUAGUCAAGCAACUAGGGAUGAACUACUGGUGAUUAUGGAAACUUGGCGGCAUGUAGAUCAAGAACUGAAGGAAGUGAGAUCACAUAUCAGUGAUGUGGUCAAGAAUUCACCAGAUCAAAGUAUCAGCCAUGUUAAUAAAAGGUAUUUCAGGAAUAAACAAAGACAUAUCCAUGUGUUUUUGCUACUGCCUCUCAGCCAGCACACUUAUGAAAGAGAAACUGGACAGUCAUCUGUAAUUGCGUGUCAUAUUACUAAGGCUUUAACCCUCUGCUGUUGUGUAGAGGUAUACCAUACUUGGAGCACUGAGGCUUUAGUUGAAAUUGCCUCUGUUCAUCUAAAGUACAGUGUAGAUGACAAUACCUUGGUGGCCAAUAUUGCUCAGGCAAUGGCUGCAAUACACCAGUCUGCUACAAAAUAUGCUUCAACAUUCCUAAAUACCAUUUGUGACCAGCUGUACAGCCCACAGACAUAUAUUGAGCUGACAGAAUACUUCAGUCGCCUUCGUGACCACCUCUUUGAGCAAGGAAGAACACAUGCCAACAGGCUGGCAACAGUUCUGGCCCAUUUGAAGGAUCUGACUAACACAGCCCAGGAUUAUAGCCAGGAAGCUUUCCAGCUUAAAGUCAAAUUUCAGGAGGCACAAAAGGAGCUAAGCCAGUUGCAAAUGGCUAUGGACACUGAGCGUGCAGUCUGUGAAAAGACUCAUCAGCAUUGCUUAUUGGAAGAGAGCUGGCUUUCUCAUCUACAAGAACAAUUAGAUCUAGCAGAAGAGCAAGCUCAAGAUGCCCUCAAAGAGGUGACUCCACUGUAUCAGGCAGCCCUUUUGGCUCUGCUUUCUUUAAAUCAGUCUGACCUGGAUGAAGUCAGACACUACAGGCAUCCCCCUGAAGGAGUAGUCAUUCUGAUGAAUGCUAUAUGCAUGCUAUUCAAUUGCCCAUGCAACUGGGAAAGUGGCAAACAUCUUUUAGGGCAGCCUAAUUUCUUACAGGUUAUUAAUUGCUUGCAUUUUAUUAGUUAUUUAAUACCAAAAAGUCCAGUAUAUUGCUUAAAUCUCAGUAGUAAAAAACUUAUUUCUCCUUUACUCAUCUUACUCCAGGAAAUGCAAUUUUUUGAUCACUCAAAGUUAAGCAAUGAGUUGUUUGAAGAGUUGGGACAAAUUGUACAGGCUCCAAACUUCCAGACAGACUUAGUCUGUGAUGUCAGCCAGGCUUGUGAAUCUUUGUGCAGCUGGGUGCGAGCAGUGUACCAGUAUGCCUGUGUUAAACGCCGUAUGGCUCCUCAGGAAGCUCACAAGAACCAUUUAAAUAAUUGCAUGGUUGAAAUCCGUGCACGGCUGCAGGUGGCUCGGCUGCAGGAAGAGGCUGCACGAGACAGACUAGAGGUUGUUGAGAAGCAACACCAGUUUGUCAGAAACAAUUUAAAGGAGCUUUCAGCCCAGCUCCAUAAGGUUGAAAUCCAAGAGAAAGAGGCUGCUGUCACUAUUAAUCAAGUAAGCUGUUACAUUGAGAAAUGGAACAUGGCUAAAAAGGAAACUGAAAUGAAUGACCACACCAUUCCAGGUGAUGCAUUGUUAUUAGCUGCUGCAAUAACAUAUUUGGGCCCAUUUGGGCCUGAUAUUCGACUGGAUCUGCUAAAAAAGUGGCACAAAAUGUGCCUCACAGGCAAGAUUAUCAUUGGUCCAGAAGAUAUACGAACAUCUUUAUUUGAUGAAUCACAGUUGCAUUCUACUGAGAAUGCCCACUUUGAACAUAUUCCUGUGGCUAUGGAGCUUCACAGGGUUCUGUCACAAGCACUUGGGAGGGAUCAACAUCUCAUUCAAGCAGUGUCUCCCAAUCAUGUCUUAAAACUGUUGUUGUGGGGACAUAGAGCUCCAUGGGCUCACAAAUGGGCUUUGCUUACAGACACACAGCAACAUAAAAAACGCAGUUGCCAAACAAGGCUGACAGGCCUGUUCCCAGUAAAUGCUGGAGGAACUGAAAAAGAAGACUUUGAGCUCAUUGUUUCUGCAGAUGACCCAGAAUUUAUUCACAAAAUCAGUCAUGGUGCAAAUAAAGGUAUGAAAGUUUUGGUGACUGAAAUUGAACAUGCUGUGCCAAGGGAAGAGUUCCUCAGUAUGUUAGAUCGGCCAGCUGGAAAUCACAUUUUUCAUGUGUUCCAUCCAGUCAAAGCACUGCACCCGGAAUUUUGCCUGUUUCUUAGCACCUCUCUUCCAGCAAAACUUCUGUUAGAUGAGAUCCACCCCUUAAUAUUGAUGAAGGUGAACGUUAUAGAUCUAUCUCUAAGCACAUCAGAAGUCCAGGGUAUUAUUCUGAGUGACUUAAUACAGUCUAAGUGUUCAGAACUUUGGUUGAAGCUUUGCCAGUUGCAGAGAGAUAAACAAGUGCUUCAGGAUAAACUUCAUGCAGAUGAGGUUUCUUUGUUGGAUUACAUCCUGCAGUCGUCCAUCCCACUACUGCAGGAUCCCGAGUUCCUUCCAUAUGUGUCACUAUGUCAGAGAGCCUCACUGAGGCUUCAAGCAGAGAUUGAAGAGCUGUCCAAUGAAAUGGAUGGUCACAAAGCAAUAAUGAAUGACUUUCACGGCAUAACAGCACUGGCAACAGCCCUUUAUAGGGCUCUCCAGGAUGUGGGACGGCUCUAUCCUUUUUACUUUUUUCCCCUGUGCAACUUCUUGAUUGCUUUGAGGAAAACGUUAGCCCUAAAGGGUUGGCCAGAUGCUACAUGCAGUGCUGAGAUGUUGGAGGGUGUUGUCAUGUCAGACAUUUCACACAGGAUAGUGUCCCACAUACUUGAUCACUAUAGACCCUAUUUAUUCCAGAACCAUGCAGAACUACUGAGGUUGUUUUUUUCUGUUGCAUUCUUCAUGCACACUGCGGGCUGCUCUGAGAUUGAACGUGUCAUUUUUCUCAGAGGACUCAGUAACAUUGAAUCCGCAGAAUAUGAUCCAUCACCUGAACAAUCUGGUCCAAUGCUUCCAAGCUGGAUACCAACCCAUGCAAAAGUUGUUUUAGGUCUCCUAGAGAAAAUCUCUUCCUUCCAUGGCUUGAUCGCCUCUUUGAGGAAUUCAUCCAGACAAUGGCAGGAGUACUUUCACUUUCCUUCGGCCACAGUGGUUGGAACUGUUCCUUGCCAGUCACACACCCAAUUGACAACAUUACAGCGUGCUAUUCUUUGGAAGACAUUCUGUCCACAAUGGCUUGCAGCAGUGGUGGAUGAUCUCUCUGCUUGUCAGCAAGGACAAAGUAUACGAUCAACUGUGGCAGGUGGUCCUCACACCAGUUCUCCAGAAGCACUCUCAAGCUUUUUAUCCAGAAAUAAAGGUCCAGUAAUUGUAACUAUGCCAAGUCAAAUAGAAUAUGGGUCAGGAGGCAUCCACCCACUGCACUGGAUUAAACACUCUGUUCUGCACCAAGCAGAGAUGAAAGAGGUGAAGGUGGUUGUACUUUCAUUUGGUUCUAAAUGCCAGACAGAUGAUGUUCUGUCCUCACUUAAUACAGCUACUCAGACUGGCUAUUGGCUAGUUUUGAAUAACUGUCACCUGCUUGAUCAUUGGGAUGCCAGAGUCGUUACUCAGCUAAGGCAGUUAAUAUCCUGCACAGAAAAUGGGCACUGGACGAAUAUUGAGGCAGAUAUGGGGCUUAAUCCAAUUGGAGGAGGUGCAGGAAAUCAAGUGCAUCCACACUUUCGACUGUGGUUUAUAACAAAAGGCAAUGCUCCGCUUUCUAUACCAGCUUUUAUUAGGAUGUGUGCCACGCAUUUGGUGUUUGACUCUCAGUGGGACCUGAAAGAUGAGCUGUGCUCCUCUUUGAGUCAAGUUACCUCUACAGUUCUUCCAACUAUGAACAUGGUGGAUCCCCUUCUUCGAUCAGCCAUCCUUCAUUCUGUGUUAAUGCAGAGACAAAAACUGCAGCAUCUGGGAAACGGGAGCAUUUACAAAUGGUCUUACGAGGACCUUCUCGCUCUGACUGAUGCAUAUGCCCGCAUUGCCAAACUGUGCCAUGAUCCAAUUGGAGCACUGGAAUAUGUAGCUGCUUACUUGAUAUAUGGUGGUCACGUGUCAGACUCCGCUGAUUUGGAAGCUGUGGAAGCAGUGUGCAGAGUUUGUCUACAACCACCACCAUCUACAUGGGGUAGUGGCCCUCAAAUUCUUUCAGAAAUGAUCAGUAUGAGAGGACAUUUUGAUGAGGACAUUCUGAAAACUGUACAGCACUGCCUUGAAACCACACUGAAUAACAAUGAUACCCUGCUUCUGGGAUUCAGUGCAGAGAUGACAAGUGAGAUAGUGAAAAUAAGAAGUCACUCACUCAGAAUUCUACUUCUUCAGUCCGAAGAGAGCUUUGCAGCUGUCGGACAUUAUAAUGGCAUGUUCGAGCAUCUUCCAGAACUUGCAGACUACAAAAUGGCUCAAGAAAGAUUAAAGGCUUUACAGACCAAGUUUGAAUGGAAAACGGAGAGCAGAAGUGUGGGUGAGGGAAAAGCCUCGCUGGGCCCCAUCCAUACUUUCCUACAGACAGAGUGGGAAAAUCUAGCAGAGAUAGUGUCAUCACUUCUUGGAAAUGCUUUUCAACCAUCCAAAGACCUUUCUGCUUCUCACAACACCAAAUCAUCCAUUAUUCCAGAGUUGGAGACUCGAGCAGACCUGCUCCAAAUGUAUCAGUUGGAAGAAUACAGUGGUUCACCUCCUGUCUAUUGUUUAUCUGCCUUUGCUAACCCCCAUGGUUUUCUAGCUGCUUUGAUCAGAGAGACUGUCCACAUUAAACAGAGUGAUAUCAGCCACAUUACGUUGCAUUUUCAGGUCCUAGGUUCUGCAGCAUCUCCAGCAUUUAAGCCCUCAAAUGGAAUCUAUCUUUCCGGAUUGGAGCUACAUGGAGCAUUGUGGGAUACACAACUUGGAGCUCUGCAGGACACCAUGUCACCCAAGCCUUGUCCUUUUCCUCUUCUCUGGGUAAGAGCUCAAGUAAGAAACUCCAACAUCAGCAACUCAUCUCACAGUUCACCUUCUAAUUCCUGCACCAAGGCUCUCUACAACUGUCCUCUAUAUCUGGACAGUCAGAGUAAAGAUGGAGUCUGGAGCCUCUCAGAGAACAAGAUUGUAACUUAUGUUCCACUUAUGACCAGAUUAGACCCAGUACUUUGCAAGAUGAGACGAGUUAGAUUAGUCAGUGCACUCGAAAAUAAAUUUGGGUAACGAUUAUAAAUAUUGGGAUACAUUUAAAAGACUGCACACCAACUUGGCAUUUUUUUUUUUAAUUAAAAGGUUUAAUGAUUUGCAUGAAUGACAUCGUAAAGAUAAUUAAACAAAAUCUGAAAAGUUAUUCUUUACAGUUAAAUUUAUAAUGGUAAAUGCAUGCAUUAAAUUAAUUUACAAAUCUCACUAAUACCAGCAUAAUGGUAUGCAUUCACUUUGAAGUCUUCAAACUCUCAA